AGAUUUUCAAUGAGAAAAGGACUGAGAAAAAAAUGAUAGGGAAAACCGUGAAACAAAUAAGUUCCAAAAUCAGCAGUGGUCAGUCCUUCCUUCCCUCCAUCUCAUUCGCAGAGUCGGUAUUCAAGUAUUUGCCAGGUUUGACGUCAUGUACAUCGGUGUCCACAAAUGGAUUGUGAACCAUCUUGAGCUUCACAUCCAGUUAGUUCUCUGCCUUCUCGAACUAACGUCGUUCGACGAAACCCGUAAUUGUUAUUUUCUGCGCGGAUAUCAAUUUCUCGGUCUGAACUACAGGUUGGGUCAAGCAUUGAGGUUUUGUGUUUGUUUAACAUUUUUCAAACGUGGGUCUUCUUUUGGAAUAACAGCAAUUGUACGCUAUACUAUCGUCCUCCAGACCAAUGGAGAAAAUGUCCAGACCUGAUCCUUUAAACUCAUCUUUCCAACCUCCAACUAAUGGCGUACUGAAAUCCUUGUUGGAGAAUCCAAUGAAGCUGCCAUUUCAUCAUGAAGAAGGUUUUGGAAAAGAUGAGAAAAAGUUGGAUGAGGAAGGCGGUGCCAAUACUCCACAGUCGGCCUUCCUAGGGCCAACCCUGUGGGACAAGACCUUGCCAUAUGAUGGGGACAACUUUCAGCUGGAGUACAUGGACCUGGAAGAGUUUCUGUCAGAGAAUGGCAUCCCCGCAAACUCAGCUCAGAAUAACCAAAACCAGCCACAGCAGUCCCGACAGCCCACUAUCCAGCAGGCUUCCCCUGCAUCCCCCAUACCCUCUGUGGUCGACCUCAAUAGCCACACCACUAUCUCUGUUCAUACAGCCAUGGUCUCCCAGAACUGUCUCCAGAGCCCCCCAGCCAGAGCAGUGCUGAAAACAUCUGCCAGGAACACCCCCAGCCCCAUCGAUCCAGAGUCUAUUCAAGUUCCAGUGGGCUACGAGCCCGACCCUGCAGACCUGGCUCUGUCCAGCGUACCCGGACAGGAGAUGUUUGACCCCCGAAAAUGCAAGUUCGCCCCAGAGGAGCUCAAACCACAGCCCAUGAUCAAAAAGGCACGCAAAAUCUUCAUCCCUGAAGAUCUCAAGGAUGACAAGUACUGGGCCAGACGCAGAAAGAACAACGUAGCAGCCAAAAGAUCACGGGAUGCCAGGCGACUGAAGGAGAACCAAAUUGCCAUCCGGGCUGGCUUCCUAGAGAAGGAGAAUGGUGCACUUCGCUCAGAGGUGGCCGACUUGAGGAAGGAACUGGGUCGCACCAAGAACAUUGUGGCCAAAUACGAGGCUCAGCAUGGGCCCCUGUGAACCUCCCCAAACCAACAUCCAUGCCACACCCUUCCCUCUCACCCCCUCACCCAAGAGUUUAAAGGACAAUGUGCCUCCCUUUUGGUGGCACUGCCCCACCCCCCUCACACACACACACACACACACACACCAGCCCCUCACCCCUGUACAUGAUAAUCCUAUAUGAUUCUAUCAUUUGGAAUUUGAAUUCUGUCACUGGGAUCCGUUAGUUUGUUCCUUCUGUUUUCUCACUCACCCUUCAUGUACACACAUGGGGUAUGAGUAUGUAUGCACACACCCUUUCCUCUUUCAAGUACUAGAAGGCACUUUGAGUGUUAAUGAGCCAACAGCCUACUCUCCGGAUCCCUACCCCGUCCCCUCUUUCCACUGUUCUUUUUAAAUGAUGCCAUGCUGUUUGUUUUCCCCCUUUCUCACCUGUUUUAUACGUGUGAUCAGGACUGAGAGCUGUUGUAAUGUAUCUCCCUCCCCAUCCUUAUGUUCUUCCAGUGCUGUUUUCAGAGGGAUUCUCCUCCUACCUAAGACCCUGUUCCUGUCUGUUAUGUCCUGUACCUUCCUGUAGCAUCCUUUCUCUCGGUUUGUACCAUACAUUCAUAUUGCAAUUUGUUUAUGUUAUUGUACUUCUGUUAAUAUUAUACAUUUCGUGUCCAUUGUUGUUCUAUUGCAGAGCUGUAACAUCAGUUCAUCACAUCAGGACUAUAAGCUACUCUUGUUUUAAUAUUUUCUCGUUAGCACUUAACCUCUCUCUCAAACCUCAGUAUAACUGUACAGUUGGAAAGAAAAACCAGCGAUUAUUUUCUAUCACACAUUGAGCAAUAAUCUUUUCCAAAUCUAUAUUAAUUCAUGCUACCAAGUUUUUCCUCCCACACCGAUUCCCCAAUCAGAGCACCUCUUGGUCUCCAGUAGAACCCACAACCCUCUUGUCUCGCGUUGCACGGUCAUUUUGUGUUGGGAGUUGUGCUCGCUAGCAUGGUGAUGGUGGACAGAUUUCCCACCCUGUGCUCAGUGGUCUCUCUGCUGCAGCCUGUUCCACAACCACAACUCUGCUUACCCUCUCUGCACCGAUCUUCUAACACGUGUCACAAUCUGCCCUGGUGCAAUGUUCCUCAGUCUAAUCUGCCUGAUAUUUAUGUAUCUUUUCUGUUAAGGACAGAUUAAUUCUUUGAAAUAUUCAAUUGUUAUUAUUAUGGCUUCUAUUUGUGUCGUUGAUAUUGUUGUUCUUCUUAUUAUCAUCUCAUCGUUUUUAUUUGAAUAUUUCAGCAUGAUUUCUCAGAACACAAACCUCAAGCUAAUCGCAAAGUGGUUGAAUUAUUUCCUUUUUUAUUUAGCAUGAUUAACAAGAGUGGUUCUUUUAAUAAUCAAUAGAGAUAUCUGUAUUUUUGUAGAUAUGUGUUUGCCUUCUUCCUUAAGAUGGCUGUAUGAAUGUAAAAGAUGUCGGGGAAAAAAGUAGGAUGGUGUUGUCCAGUACUGUGGUUAUCCCAAACAAUUAGUUUACUACAAACCAAAAGAUUCAGUACAGAGAUGAUACAUUGGUUAUAAGAGAUGUUUAUAUAAAGCUAUUCUAUAUGGGGGUUUUUGUACAGUAUUUUUCCUAUACAUUACUGGCUAUGUAUUUUAAAGGCACAGAAUCCAGAAUAUUAUUAUUAUUAAAGAAUACAAAUGCAUUACUCAAAGAAAGCAAAACACUACUAUAUUGGUUAUCUUAACCAUAACAAUGUGGUAGUUUUACAGAGAUUCCUCCAAAUCCAGCAGCAGUAACAGAUACUGUUGGGCAUUAUUGGAAAGACACUCCUGUAUCCUGGUUAUAUACUAUAGAUUUAGCCAUCAGUAACCUUUAGUUCCUUGUGUCAUGGAAUCGUAGUGCUUUAAGAUUGAGUCUCACCAACGUUAACAUGAAAUAAAGUUGUGAGUAUGGAGGACAGAAUGUAUGGAAUGAUCUUUAAUCGAUUUCUGAAGAGACCCACUUUUGGGCGGCAGGGUAGCCUAGUGGUUAGAGCGUUGGACUAGUAACCGAAAGGUUGCAAGUUCGAAUCCUCGAGCUGACAAGGUACAAAUCUGUCGUUCUGCCCCUGAACAGGCAGUUAGCCCACUGUUCCGUCAUUGAAAAUAAGAAUUUGUUCUUAACUGACUUGCCUAGUAAAAUAAAAUAAAUUGCUAUUGAUUGUCAUCGAUGUCACCACUAGGUGUCUCAAGAUUCCUGUUAUGGGUCCCUUCACUCAGCCAAAAUAUGACACCGGAGUCCUUUGAUGGUAAAACUGAAAAGGUUUACCUUUAGUCAUAUUCUGAUAUAAACUAAUAUUUGGAGCCAUCUCUAUGUUCACUAGUUAGAACAAUGUUACAAUGAAGGGGAGGGCAAUUUCAGGUUACUGUAGCUGCUGUUUUUCUGCUUGUUAGACCUUCGCAGUUCUAGUAAGCCCACUGCCUGAGUGAUAUUACUCUCAAUAACACUGCAUAGCUUACUGAGUUCUCUAUUUCUGCUAUAAUACUUCAUUAAAUUCACAAUUGACCAAAUACAGUGUAGUGUUCCUUACCUGUUGCAGAUCAUGGUCCAGCCAAGGUGAGAGUAGAGCAAUGUUUUGGCUGUAAAGAAAUGGCUGAAGAUGGUUUUCCUUAUUCACAUUUCUAUAGCCCAUCCGCACAGAUAUGGGUUUUGUUAGCUGUGUGUGUCCAUGUACUUAAACAUGCUAUUCUGUACCAUGGACGUACCAUAUGAAAGAAUAGGAUAAAGCCAUUACCAGUCCACACAUUGCCCACAUACCUUCCCGUAGAGUGACUUCACUACCUCACCCAUGAAUGGAAAAAAGUAACCAUAAUUCUGAGUCUAUUCCAGUGCCUUGAAUACACUGACUGUUCCUCAGUCUCUCAGCGAUGUAAUGUCAUUAUCACCACUUGAAUAGGUUCAGAUCUAAUGCAGCAAAUAUUCUAUAUAUUUACAAUUGUCUUUUUACUUAUUUAAAACGCUACAAUUAACUAAUUACCAUUGUAUUAAUGGCAACACCAAUGGACUGUUUCACAGAGGGUACAUAGAUACACAAUGAAAGGAGUAUUCUGUCUUGUCUGUCAUGGAAUGAAUGCAUAACAUAUGUUAUUCAGUCCUUGGCCUCCUGAUCUGUAAUUCAUAGUGUCUAAUAAAGUAUUUUCUGUUUC
Molecule: messenger RNA, 4433 nt
Organism: Oncorhynchus masou masou (cherry salmon)
Lineage: Eukaryota; Metazoa; Chordata; Actinopteri; Salmoniformes; Salmonidae
Product: hepatic leukemia factor-like
Exons: 5
Coding region: 396-1289 (297 amino acids)
Biological process (GO): regulation of transcription by RNA polymerase II
Cellular component (GO): nucleus
Molecular function (GO): RNA polymerase II cis-regulatory region sequence-specific DNA binding; DNA-binding transcription factor activity, RNA polymerase II-specific
Source: RefSeq, a predicted model, not a curated record